AUGAAAACUGACAAGUGCGAAAAGCCGAGUAUUGGAUUAGUCUACUUGCUUCCGAGUUUUGCAACGUUAGUAUUCAACAGAAUCGUGAUGCAAACGAACGGCAGUCUGUCAGCGGGUUCUUUGUGGCAGCUGUGGCAGCCGGCAGAGCUCGCUCGACGUAUUAUAGGAGAGCGACCCUCUCCUGUACCUCCCACAAGAGAAUUAUGGCCACCGCAGGAACGUUUAAACAUCAGUACCCUGCAACUCGCCUACCAACACGAACUGUAUCAGAAUGAAGAGUUAUCACCAAGACGACGUUGUUCAUCGCUUACAUCUCGACCAUAUGUUUCCACAACUGUACCCAUAGACAGCGAUGUACCGGUACGAAUGUGUACUGUUGGAACGAACACUGACCCACCACCAACUAUUUUGAGUCGGAUUAGGGGCCUGCUAAGGAGAGAUAGUCAUUUAUAUACUUACUCGCCGUCGCUACCACUGAAAUCAAUCAGUCCAGGACCUAAAUUAGAACAAUACGAGGACUCUUCGAGUAAUCGUUCCGCCUAUGGAAUAAAGAAGGUGAUGGCCGGAGCUAAAUAUCGUAUAGCACCAAACGCUGACGAAAUUGAAAGCCCGAAGAUAGUUUACAACACAACAAAACCAGCUGAUCGAAUGGUAACAACAUUUGGAGCAAAAAAAUCGACUAAAUGGUUUAAACUCCCAGCAAGAUCCGACUGUUCGCGUCAUUUCCGAGCACUUACAAAGGUGUGCGGUCAGCGAUCAGAAGAAUCGUCUCGACGACAGCCAAAUCUGACGCCCUUACAAAUAACUCAGGUGUGA
This is a messenger RNA of Danaus chrysippus (African queen), 816 nucleotides long. Lineage: Eukaryota; Metazoa; Arthropoda; Insecta; Lepidoptera; Nymphalidae. The record is from the annotation of a GenBank genome assembly.